This is a messenger RNA of Erigeron canadensis, 1622 nucleotides long. Its product is annotated as equilibrative nucleotide transporter 3-like. Lineage: Eukaryota; Viridiplantae; Streptophyta; Magnoliopsida; Asterales; Asteraceae. The transcript is spliced from 10 exons. The record is from RefSeq and is a predicted model, not a curated record. Gene Ontology annotation, molecular function: nucleoside transmembrane transporter activity. Gene Ontology annotation, cellular component: plasma membrane. The coding region runs from base 139 to 1401 and encodes 420 amino acids. Gene Ontology annotation, biological process: nucleoside transmembrane transport.
CAACCCACACAGUUAAAAGGAGAUCGUUCGGACAUUUUGUAGCUUUAAAUCCAAAAACUUCACAGCAGAUACCAAAGUAACUACCAUAGAAUUGAAAUAGGUUUUAAAAAAAUCUAAUACGAGUAUUAGGAAAGCAUCAUGGCUGUUGGUGAUUCAAGUCAAACUUCAAUAAGGCUCGAGGGAAAGUUUGGUGCAAAUGUGAUAUGUUGGAUUCUUGGAAUUGGAUCCCUUAUUUCUUGGAACAGUCUUACUUCAAUAGAAGAUUACUACUAUGACGUAUUUCCGGACUACCAUCCUUCUAGGGUACUUACCCUUGUCUAUCAGCCUUUUGCUUUUGGAACAAUGGCAUUUGCUGCAUAUAAUGAAUCAAAGAUCGAUACCAGGAGACGUAACAUUGUUGGAUACAUCAUAUUCUUCGCCGGGACUCUGGCCCUCAUUUUGGUGGAUUUAGGUACAUCUGGGAAGGGUAGCAUUGGGUCUUAUAUGGGUAUAUGUUCGAUUGUUGCUGCUUUUGGGUUUGCAGAUGCCCUAAUUCAAGGUGGGAUGCUUGGUGAUUUGGCUCUCAUGUGCCCGGAAUUCAUCCAAUCCUUCUUGGCCGGUAUGGCUGCAGCAGGAGCUCUAACUUCUGCCUUGAGACUAGUCACAAAAGCAGUUUUCAACGAUAUUGAUGAUGGUCUUCGCAGAGGAGCAUUGUUAUUCCUCUCAAUCUCUACAUUCUUUGAGUUUUUCUGCAUCUUUCUCUAUGCAUUCGUCUUUGCGAAGUUACCAAUCGUGAAGUACUACCGUAGUAAAGCAGCCCUUGAAGGUUCAUUGACUGUUUCAUCAGAUCUUUCUGCUGCUGGAAUUCAAACCGAUCUGACCCAAAAACUAGUUGAUGGUUAUGUCGAAAAUUUACAAAGGCUGAGCAACAAAGAACUUCUAUUUCAAAACAUGGAUUACGCAUUAGAUUUGUUCUUGAUAUUUGUCCUGACUUUGUCAAUAUUCCCAGGGUUUUUAUACGAAAAUACUGGAGAGCACCAGUUGGGUUCAUGGUAUCCGCUUGUUUUAGUAGCCACAUUCAACAUUUGGGACUUGAUAUCAAGAUAUAUCCCUCUAAUACAAUGCCUCAAGUUAGAAUCACGAAAGGGGCUGUUGGCCAUAGUCAUGUUGCGUUUCUUGCUUGUGCCAGCAUUUAGUUUUGCUGCAAAAUAUGCCGAUCAAGGAUGGAUGAUUAUGCUAGUAUCCAUUUUGGGAUUAACUAAUGGAUACCUUGCCGUAUGCGUUCUCAUGGCUGCGCCCAAGGGUUAUAAGGGUCCGGAGCAAAAUGCACUUGGAAAUUUGCUUGUGUUUUUCUUGUUGGGAGGCAUAUUUUUGGGGGCGGCCCUCGACUGGUUAUGGCUUAUUGGUAAUGGAAGCUUUUAGGAACAGCGCACGCAGUUGUUGACAAUAUGUAAAUGCCGCCCUUUACCUCAACGUAACCGGUUUCACGUACUCGCGUAUGUUUACAUAUAUCAACAUAUGCACAUAUUUGUUUAUAUGGCUAAUUACAACCUAUAUUAAGGAAGUGUACACAUGUACUCAAGUGUGUAAGUUAUGUACAUCAUGAUGUACAUGUAUGUUUUAUAUUCAAAAUUUAAAACGAA